Porites lobata is the source of this 1824-nucleotide messenger RNA. The record is from the annotation of a GenBank genome assembly. NCBI's taxonomy places the organism in Eukaryota, Metazoa, Cnidaria, Anthozoa, Scleractinia, Poritidae.
UAUACAACGAGAAAAAAACCCACAGCGUUUAUCACGAAUUAGUGGAGAACAAAGUCCCACCGUAAAACGAGGUAUGUGGCUCUCGAUGAAUCAAAUUUCAGCCUUAUCAAGUGAAAGUUUGCUCUUGUUUUGGUAGCUUUAAUUCGGAUGAUUUCAUGCCCUUAUUACUCAAUUUAAGUCUUCUGUUUGCAUUAACGACAGCUUAGAUCUAACUGAUAUAUCCUUUAUUCUAAAAAACAUCUACAUCUACGUCUACGUCUAUUUAAUUACUCUUCGUUUUACACAUCAAGAAGACUUAAGAAAUAAAAAUAUAAAUUCAAAAUAAAAUAUACUACUAAGAAAUUACUAUACUUGAAGCAGACCUUUAGCUAUAUACCUUUCUUCUCAGGAAGACAAGGCCAAUCUGAAUUUCCAAAAUAUUGCUUUAAUUGCAUUGAUUGCUUUCUAUAAAACCGUUAUAUUUUAGCUGUACGUCUGACACGUUAAACUUGUCACUUUAAACACUGUACCUAAGUAGGAUAUGCCAUCGUCCUGUGUCAAUUCAAUAUUUUUUUUCAGUAUUUAAUAUUUGUCAUUACAAAGAGAAAUGGGAGAAGUCGUUGGAGUACAACAUGCAGCAACAUCCUUCAAAUCAAGAAGGCUUAAGAGAAAGAGUCAGGUGCUGUACAAUGUAUUUGCUCUCUUUUUUACUUGUGGUCACGUAAGAACAACAUGAAACCCUUUAUUUCAAAUACUAGUACUGUUAUGUACUUUAUCUCAAAUCUCUGGGUAACCACCAUCACAAGUCUCCUUACAAGGACUUAAAUGCAGAGCAUAUUAUUAAAGAAAGUGUUUUCACAGGUCAUUGCAUUUUUGUUCAAAUAAUAAUUAUUUGAAUAAUGUUGAUCAUUAUCAUUAUUCGUAUGGUGUGAAUUACAUUCAUGUCUCACCAAUGUAAUGGUGAAUAAUUGCAUCCCUACCACUGUACUAAACAAAAUGAUUAAAUAGAAUAAAUAAAAUUUAUUGUCCUAAAAAAUGCUCAAUUAAAUAAUACCAAGUGAAUUAUCACUGUUAAUUGUCACCUAAAAAUGCUUAUUUUAUAAUAAUGUCUCUUCUCUUCAUAGGAAGGAUCUAUAGCUAACAACAAUGUGGCGUUAACCUCUUUAGAAGGUGAAAGGUACAAAGUGAUCAUAUAACUUUUUAUUACUCAUAUAUUGAUUGUCUCUCCAUCCUUUCGUAGAGCAAUUCCAGUUAAUGUGUUCCUAUGUUUUCUUUUCAAAAGGCUGAGCCCUAAAUUGAGAAAGUACAGUUGUAUUCUUCCACUAAAUGAAAGAGAAAAUCAAGCAGAAGAGAUAAUUGAAAAGACAAAUGAUUUUGCUCUACCCUCCAGUGAACAAUUUACUGAGAAAACAUUAAAGCCCUCACACCUCACUCAUACAAAAAUCCAGUGUAAGGGCAGAAAAAAGCCUCUUGUUCCCCGACUACAGAACUUGAAUGAAGAUGAACACUCAAAAAGUGAUGUUUGUGUUGCUGGCUUUAUACUUUCACCCCGGGCUGAAAGACCAUACAAAUGCAAUUUGUGUGUAAAGCAGUUCAAGUACUUUAGUAAUUUAAAAUCACACAUGAAGAUUGUGCACAAGAAAAUGGUGGAAAGCUCCCCUGAAGACAGCAACAGCUCCACACUUGGGAAUGGACAAGUAUUUCAGUGUGAAAUUUGCUACAGAAAUUUUAAAUACUUUAGUAAUCUGAGAACACAUAGACUUGUUCAUACCAGCAAUGACUCUAAAAGCAAUGAUUAGCUUAGGUUUUAAGCCCUGAUUAAUACAAUAUUUUAUCAUAUGACUC